UCGAGGGCGGGCUAGUCCUGCGCCGGAGCUGCUCUGGAAAGCCUUUGGAAGGCGAGACCCCCGCCUGGGCCCCGUGGGCUUUCGGUUGUUCACCCGCCGGCCUGCCUCUCCGCUAAGUCGAUGGGCUGCCCUGCCGUGGGCUAGAGGCGUCCUCCUCCCGUGAGAGGCUUAAGUCUUCUGAGUCUGCCAACGCCACCAUUCACGAGGUUGGGGGGAAAGGACCCUGUAUUGUGUGGUAAUUAGGCUGCUCCUGGAAGGGGGAGGGGAGUGUCUAUGUGGGGUGUGUGUAGUGGGGGAGUUGCAUAAUUAAGACAAUGGAAUUUCAAUUCAACUUCUCUGUAGACAACAUAGCAGAAAACAGAACAGAUACUGCUGAGAAUGAAAAGCUACAGCAGGAAAUGGUCCUAUUGAAUAAUCAGGAAAACAGCAAUAACAUUACCUCAGAAGAAAAUAAAUUAAAUUGCUAUUUAUCUGGAACCACUGCUAAUAUAUCAGACCACAGUACUUUGAAUGCAAAUCCUGAUACAAGUUUGUCGAGGAAACAAUCCUGUCCCAAAUCUGCCAAGGUGCAUGAUAUUCCUAAAGAUGUCAGUAAAGUCCUUGAGAGCAAAACUAUUGCAACUUUACCAGGCAUUCACCAUGUAAAUAUUUAUGUGGUAGCAACUGCACUCCCAGGGAACUCUGUCAAAGAAAACAUGUCUAGCAUUUCUUCUCAAUCUGACCUAAUUACAGGUGUCUAUGAAGGAGGUUUAAAGAUUUGGGAAUGCACUUUUGAUCUCCUGGAUUAUUUAUCAGAAACUGAUAUUCAGUUUGCACAGAAGUCAGUUUUGGACCUUGGGUGUGGAGUUGGACUGUUAGGAAUAGUUGCACUAAAAGGAAAUGCCAAAGAAGUUCAUUUUCAAGAUUAUAACAGUUCAGUAAUUGAAGAAAUCACCAUGCCGAACAUACUGGCGAAUUUUUCUCCUCAAGAUGACAGUGGUGAGGAAGAUACCGAGCUUCACCUAAAUCAAUCUAGGAAAAAAGACUUCACCCAAGAUUUUCUGCCUAAAUGCAAAUUUUUUUCUGGGGAAUGGUCAGAAUUUAGUCAUUUUAUUUUAAAUAACACCAAACCUGUAGUAAAAUAUGAUCUUAUACUUACAUCAGAAACUAUUUAUAAUCCUAAUUACUACGAAGCUUUCCAUAAUGCACUUUCAAGUUUAUUGGCAAGAAAGGGCACCAUAUUUUUAGCUAGCAAAGCACAUUAUUUUGGGUGUGGAGGAGGGGUCCACCUUUUUACAAGUUUCAUAGAAAAGAAGAAUGUAUUUAAAUCUCAAGUGGUUAAAGUUAUUGAGAAGGGGCUCAAGCGUUUCAUAAUUGAACUGACAUUUAAGAAUUCCUGUUAACAUGCUAACAUGCAUAUUAUGAAAUAUGUAUUUUCUGUUAUCAGAGGUGUAAUAAAUUACUACUACAUUUGUCUUUACUUACACCAAAACCUUCUUCAUUUAU
Molecule: messenger RNA, 1485 nt
Organism: Notechis scutatus (mainland tiger snake)
Lineage: Eukaryota; Metazoa; Chordata; Lepidosauria; Squamata; Elapidae
Source: RefSeq, a predicted model, not a curated record